Molecule: messenger RNA, 1982 nt
Organism: Diceros bicornis minor
Lineage: Eukaryota; Metazoa; Chordata; Mammalia; Perissodactyla; Rhinocerotidae
Product: cationic amino acid transporter 4-like
Biological process (GO): transmembrane transport; amino acid transport
Cellular component (GO): plasma membrane
Molecular function (GO): amino acid transmembrane transporter activity
Source: RefSeq, a predicted model, not a curated record
AGGUGCCGGCAGCUGGCUUGGUGCUCCUCUCAGCGGCCAACCAUGGCCCGGGGACUGCCCAGCACUGCGAGCCGGCACUUCUGCCAGAAGCUGAACAGGCUGAAGACACUGGAGGAGUCCACCAGGGAAACACUGCCGCGACACCACCUGACCACGAUGCACCUGACCCUGCUGGGUGUGGGGGCCAUGGUGGGUGUGGGCCUCUAUGUGUUCACAGGCAUCGUGGCCAAGGAGAUGGCUGGCCCUGCAGUGCUUGUGUCCUACAGCUUGGCUGCCAUGGUCUCCCUGCUGGCAGCCCUAUGCUAUGCAGAGCUGGGGGCACGUGUAUCUCACAGGGACUCUCCAUACCUGCUCACCUACUUGUCCAUGGGCGAGCUGUGGGCCUUCCUCAUUGGCUGGAUCAUGCUUCUUCGGGGUCUCAUUGGUGGCGCUGCUAUGGCCCGGGUCUGGAGCAGCUACCUGGACACCAUCUUCAGCCACUGCAUCCGCAGCUUCACUGAGGCCCAUGUGGGCAUCUGGCAGGUGCCCCUCCUGGCCCAGUACCCAGACUUCUUGGCUGCUGGCAUCAUACUUUUGGCUUCCAUAUUCGUCUUCUGUGGAGCCCGCAUCUCUUCCUGGAUCAACCUCACCGUAUUUGCCAUCAACUUGGUCAUCGUCCUCUUCAUCAUCAUCCUGGGGUUUGUCCUGGCCCGCCUGCACAACUGGAGCACUGAGGAGGGCGGCUUUGCACCCUUUGGCUUCUCCGGCAUCAUGGCCGGCGCCGCCAUCUGCUUCAACACCUUCAUGGGCUUUGAUGUCAUUGUUGCCUUCAGCAAGGAGGCCCAGAACCCAAAGCGAGCUGUGCCUAAGGCCAUCAUCAUCUCUCUCGGCCUUGUGGCUGGCAUCUACAUCCUUGUCUCUAGUGUGCUCACCCUCAUGGUGCCCUGGUACAGCCUGGAGCCUUUCUGGGGACUCACUGAUGCCUUCCACCAGCGGGGCUAUAGCUGGGCGAGCUUCAUCGUGGCAGCUGGUUCAAUCUGCGCCAUGAUUACUGUCCUGCUCAGAAUCCUCAUUUUCCUGCCACGCGUGCUCCAUGCCAUGGCCGUCGAUGGGCUCAUCUUCCAGGUGUUUGCCCACAUGCACACCCGAACACAGGUGCCCGUGGUGGGCAUCCUGGUGUUUGGGGUCCUCAUGGCUUUCCUGGCGCUGCUGCUGGAUCCUGAGGCACUGCUCCAGUUCCACUCCAUCAGCGCACUGCUGGUCUACACCUUCAUGGCCACCAGCAUCAUCGUGCUACGCUUCCAAAAGUCCCCUCCAUCCACUUCCUCGGGCCUGGUCAGCCCUGGCCCUGUUGCCAGGGAGUAUGAUGACUCAUCAGGCCACACAGAACUGCUGGGUACAGAGCAGGCCUCAGCCCCUGAGCCCGGGCAGCUGCGACCAGCCCUGAGGCCCUACCUCGGCUUCCUGGGUGGAUGCUGGCCUGGAGCUGUCGUAACUUGGGCACUGGGUAUCCUGGUGGCCUCGGCCAUCACUCUAGACUGCGUGCUAGUCUUUGGGGACUCCGCCCUGCACCUCCCGCUCUGGGGCUACAUCCUGCUGCUCCUGCUCAGCUCCGUCAUGUUUCUGCUCAGUCUCCUCGUUCUGGGGGCCCACCACCAACAGCGCCAGCAGGACACCUUCCAGGUUCCCCUGAUGCCCCUGACUCCAGCCCUGAGCAUCCUCCUCAACAUCUUCCUCAUGCUGACUCUGAGCUCCCCAGCCUGGGCGUGCUUCUCCAUUGGUCUGCUGAUCGGAUUCGCGGUGUAUUUUGGCUACGGCAUCUGGCACAGCAAGGAGAACCAGCGGGAGCGGCCGGGGUUGACUGCCACACGCAGCAGCCUGGAAGAGACAGUGCAGGCCCUGCAGCCCCCCAGCCAGACACCUGCCCAGGAGCCCAGACACACGGAGCAGCCUGCCAGUCCAUGAGGACCACUGGGGGCCUGCCUGCCAUCCCCUACCUCCUU